GUACUACUAGAGGAAGAGAACUCCCCUAGAUUCCUGCCUACACUUACAUUAUUUGAUGAGAGUUGGUCAAGUACCUUAAGCUAUCAUUGUAGUUAGAAGGCAACCAAAAAAGGGUAUUUACGUAAUUUAAUACACCAUGCUUUGCCAAAGUUUUUAUAUAUAGAGGUCAUUUCUAACACCCCUUAACUAGGAAUAUGAACUAGACCAAAAAUAAAUAAAAACCUUCUCUUCUUCCCUCCUUUUUCUUUGUCCUUGUUAAAAAAGUAAAAAGAAGAAAUAAAGAAGAAAUAAAAAUCUUCGUCCCUCCCCACAUGGAAAAAGAGUUAGAUCAUCAAAAAGAGCUCCAACUUCUGCCACCCCCACCUCCUCAUCCCGCUCCCUCAUCCUCCUCACGUGCUCUCCCUUGGUUCCAUCACCACUGUAAUCGAUCGCGGCCGCCUUUGUACCGGCCGCCUUACUCCAUCGACAACGGUGGUGAUGACGAUAUUGAUCAUCAUCAUCAUCAUGGUCAUGGGAGUGCCCAGAGUGGGCCCUCCCUAGACUUGAAACUCUCAAUAAGCCUAGAGCCAGCCGAGGCAGCCGAUUACGGCUGUAUCGACGCGCUCAAGUGGCAGGCGGCCGAGCAAAUACGGCUGGCUGCCAUUGAGAAGGCAUACGCUGAGCGAGUUAGAGAGCUAACUCGGAGAGAGAUAGAGUUAGCUCACUCCGAGUUCGCUCGAGCUCGAGCCAUGUGGGAUAAGGCUAGAGAAGAAGUUUGUAAGGCGGAAAGACUUAGGGAUACGGCUACUACUUGCAUGGGCGAGAUCACUUGCCACACCUGCAGGCAAAGUCCUCCAAGCUUUUACGAGAUGGGUUAAGAUUACGAAUGCAAACUUUUACAAGAAAAGCUUGUUUAGCCUUAAAAAGUCUCAAGAGAAGAUCAACGACAAUAGUUUGGCAACGCAUGUUGACCCAAUAUUUUGAUGAUUCUCCAUUAGAAAUUGCUACCCCAUGCACAAGAUCAUGUCUUAAUUGCAUAUGUUAUUUUUUUCUUAACAAUGCCACAAUUGUGUAUGUAGUUCAAAGCAUUUAGAGAAUUUAUUCAAUAAAGGAAUGAAUAAUCCUUAAAGUUGACAAAGAAGUGAAUUAAAAAGUGAUUUUUUGACAAAAAUAAUUAAGUCAUGACAUAUCAAUGACAAAUUGUGUGGAAAA
Molecule: messenger RNA, 1191 nt
Organism: Chenopodium quinoa (quinoa)
Lineage: Eukaryota; Viridiplantae; Streptophyta; Magnoliopsida; Caryophyllales; Amaranthaceae
Product: protein SHOOT GRAVITROPISM 5-like
Exons: 2
Coding region: 312-857 (181 amino acids)
Biological process (GO): gravitropism
Cellular component (GO): nucleus
Source: RefSeq, a predicted model, not a curated record